AAUCGAUAGUGCCGGCACAAGCCAAUCGAUUACUUGUCUGCAAUUUAAUUAAUUUUUGUGUUUGGUUUUUGUUUUGCCCAUCAUCAAUUUACCAUUGCGAAUUCAAUUGAUUUGUGUUAUUAAUGGUGCUUUGCGGAGAAGCUGGCACCCACAUGUUGCCCCACAGCAGCGACAAAGGCGACCGAUAUGCAAAACUCUCGUUCCUGGGCGAGGGUCAGUUUGCCAUUGUGUACAAGGCCCGGGACACGGUGACCAGCCAGAUUGUGGCCGUGAAGAAGAUCAAGCGUGGCAGCCGCGAAGAUGCCCGCGAUGGCAUCAAUCGAACCGCCUUGCGCGAAAUCAAAAUUCUGCAGGAACUGCAGCAUGAGAACAUCAUCGGGCUGGUGGAUGUGUUCGGGCAGCUGUCGAACGUGUCGCUGGUGUUCGACUUCAUGGACACCGACCUGGAGGUGAUCAUCAAGGACACCAAAAUCAUACUCACGCAGGCGAACAUCAAGGCGUACGCGAUCAUGACGCUGCGCGGCCUGGAGUACCUGCACCUCCACUGGAUCCUGCAUCGCGAUCUGAAGCCCAACAACCUGUUGGUCAAUAGCGACGGGGUGCUCAAGAUCGGCGAUUUCGGCCUGGCCAAGACAUACGGGUCGCCAAAUCGGAUCUACACGCAUCACGUGGUCACUCGCUGGUAUCGGUCGCCCGAGCUGCUCUUUGGCGCCCGGCAGUACGGCACUGGCGUGGACAUGUGGGCCGUCGGCUGCAUUCUGGCCGAGCUCAUGCUGCGCGUGCCUUUCAUACCCGGCGACUCGGAUCUGGAUCAGCUGACCCGCAUCUUCGCCACCCUCGGAACGCCCUCGGAGGCCGAGUGGCCGUACCUGGGGAAGCUGCACGACUAUCUACAGUUCCGCCACUUCACGGGCACCCCGUUGCAGAACAUAUUCACUGCCGCCGACAAUGACCUCAUUCACCUAAUGCGCCGCCUCUUCGCCAUGAAUCCGCUGCGACGCGUCUCCUGCCGCGAGGCCCUCAGCAUGCCCUACUUUGGCAACAAGCCGCCGCCCACCGUCGGUCCGAAGCUGCCCCUGCCCUCGGCCAUUGUGGCGGCCAAUGCAAAGGCCGACGAGAAGCCCGGCCAAGCGGUCAAGCGGAAGCUGGUGGAGACCACCGUUCGCGGCAACAGCCUGCCACAGAAGAAGCGGCUGCAGUUCUGAGCUUC
Molecule: messenger RNA, 1210 nt
Organism: Drosophila obscura
Lineage: Eukaryota; Metazoa; Arthropoda; Insecta; Diptera; Drosophilidae
Gene: Cdk7
Product: cyclin-dependent kinase 7
Exons: 2
Coding region: 123-1205 (360 amino acids)
Biological process (GO): protein phosphorylation; positive regulation of transcription by RNA polymerase II
Cellular component (GO): cytoplasm; transcription factor TFIIH holo complex; nucleus
Molecular function (GO): cyclin-dependent protein serine/threonine kinase activity; ATP binding; RNA polymerase II CTD heptapeptide repeat kinase activity
Source: RefSeq, a predicted model, not a curated record